This is a messenger RNA of Kogia breviceps (pygmy sperm whale), 1854 nucleotides long. Lineage: Eukaryota; Metazoa; Chordata; Mammalia; Artiodactyla; Physeteridae. The record is from RefSeq and is a predicted model, not a curated record.
AUGAGCACCGACCACCUUAAACUGGAGUUACUGGAAGAAAGGCACCUGAAGGAUAUAGUGCAACUCUCAGUGCUUGAAAUAAGACACAAGAUAGCGGAACUGGAAGCCAAGCUCAAUACUGACAAUGAAGCUUGCUUGGAGAACACUGCUUUGUCCCAAGGCCGAAGUAGCUUCCUACAUCUCCAUGUCUAUAUCCUUAAUAAAACUGGCUCUGUGGAGGCAGACUGUGAGUACACUUACCAAGGUUACCACAAGACCAGCCGUGAGCGCUGUACACACCUUGCCGAAAGGUCUCAGGCAAAAAUAGACCUCUUAUUAGUUGGCAAUGUCACUGUUCAGUACCUGGCUGAUAUUGUACAGAAAUUCUUUUCAAAUUCAGCAGAAGUCACCGUCACCAUUAGUGAUGUGAAGAAGGCAGCAGCACUUGUGGAUGAUUUCACGUUCAACAUGGUUUUUCUGAAGUUGACUCCUUUACCAACUGCCGAGGAGCUGGAAGCUGUCAAAUUAAUUAGAUCUGGCAAGAAAAAAAAUACACAUUUGCUCUUUGUUUUUAUAAUCCCUGAGAACUUUAAAGGUUGUAUUUCAGGUCACGGAGCUGAUAUUACUUUAACUGAACCACUGACAAUGGAAAAAAUGAGUGUUGUGAUAAAAUACUGGAAAACAUGUUUCUCAAAUACUGUUAAGAAUGAAAUUUCUGUGAAGCCUGAAGAACCUGAAUUGCCCCUGCAGAACUCCUGCAGUGAACACCUGAGAUAUUUUUCUACUGAUCUAUUUGCUUGCUCUGAAUCUCUAAGAAAUGACAUUGGGCUUGAAUUAAAGGCUCCGUUGUCAAAUUUCGAGAAAAACAAAAAGAUUUCUCUUCUUCACUCAAGCAAGGAAAAGCUGAGAAGAGAACGAAUCAAGUGUUGCUGUGAGCAGCUGCGUACCCUGUUGCCGUAUGUGAAGGGGAGAAAGAAUGAUGCAGCUUCGAUUCUCGAGGCAACAGUUGACUACGUGAAGUAUGUCCGGGAGAAAAUCCCUCCAGCCGUCAUGGGCCAGAUUACAGAAGUACUUCAGAGCAAUAGGAGUUUUUGUAAGAAACAACAAAUGCCCAUCCAGCUAUCCGCCCCAGGCACGAUUAUGGCACAAAGAGAAAACAGUGUGUUGACAAGCACUUAUUCACCUGUGAGAGGGAUCAGAUUCCUGGCUAAUAAGCGCUUGAACGUGUACUCUGUUCCUGCCUCCGGGACUCCUUUGGAUGAAGCUGUGAGAGGUCAGUCGAGCUCUGCGUCAGAGAACGCUAUUGGCGCCGUGUAUAAAACCCGAAUCCCCAGCGCGGCUCUCUCUCUUAAUUCCUUCCGUGCUGUCAGAUACUAUUCUAAAGUCGUCCCUUCCUACGAUGCCGCUGCCGUAACAGACCAGAACAUUUCGGUACAUUUUCCAACAGCUGUGCCCAAAGUCUCGAAGUUUCUUCCUCAGCACUGCAAUCCUGUGUUGGGCCAGGCGUGCGCAGCACACCCCAACUGUCUGCAACAGUUUUGGGCGUAUUAAUAGCACAUGUUUGAAAUUCACACUCUAGACCACCUAUUGGGUGCCGUUUGACAAUACGGGAAGAAUGGAACAAAGAAUGAUCUUGAAAGCUACACCCAGAGACCUAAUAUCAAAAGAGUUUGCAUUGUAUGGCUUCUGAUAAAUGUGCUAAAAGCUUCUGCAGUCAGAAAGACAGGCAGCAAAAGUGCUAACCAUAGGUUUUUACUUAUCUUCACACAUACUUGGAUCUCCCCCAACCCAGGUGCUACAAGAACAAACGGCCUAGGUGACCUAAACUCUUUUUUUUUUUUUUCUUAAAAAAUAUUCCACAAUUUAUGCAAAAGG